Molecule: messenger RNA, 908 nt
Organism: Coccinella septempunctata (seven-spotted ladybird)
Lineage: Eukaryota; Metazoa; Arthropoda; Insecta; Coleoptera; Coccinellidae
Gene: Dnaaf6
Exons: 3
Coding region: 169-861 (230 amino acids)
Biological process (GO): axonemal dynein complex assembly
Cellular component (GO): cytoplasm
Molecular function (GO): dynein intermediate chain binding; protein-folding chaperone binding
Source: RefSeq, a predicted model, not a curated record
CUGGUUCCUAAAAUUUCUUUCAGAUUUCAUUUUUAGGAAGCUACACCUAAGCGUGGGAUACUCAAGAAGAUAAAUUUAUUCGAAAGACCCACACUUUUUUUUAACAGGAAUCACGUCUCAAAUUUUUCAUUUACACCCUGUAUUUGCAUAACAUCCUUUCACAAUACAAUGCCGUUACUGCGAAACGAGGUUGCUAAGAUAUAUCAAGUUUUGUCAAUAUUUGGGAACUUCACCCUGUUUUCAUCUGAGUUACUUUCAAUAGUAUCACAAAAAAUGGAAACUACAAGAGAAGAAAUCGAAGGAAUAUUGAAGCUAUUCAAUGCAGAGCCUCGUCGUAGAUAUGUAGAUGAUUCUGAUGAAGAAGAAUUGGAAGAUCCAGUGCAAACUGUGAAUCCUAUUGAUGGAGAACCGGUCGUAGAGGAAAAGAAAAAUCCGUAUGCGAAAAUAGAUGCUGAAGAAGAAAGAAGACAAAAGUUUGAAGAAUUUACUGCUGAAAAUAAUUUUUUUCUCGAUGAGGAACAAACUAACACGGACUGGAAGAAAACCCCUAAAUGGCAGCUUUCCUAUAGACAGAAAGUUACACCUUCCGACGUAUUUUUGCAGAUGGGCCCAAAAAAUCCCUCGACAGCCAGUUGUGAAGAUAUGAUAAUCGAGGUUUUUCUACCGAACGAUAAACGACAGAAUAUAGAUCUCAAAGUGAAGAAUACCCAAUUGCAGCUAUUUUCUCCAAAUCAUAUAUUGGAUAUACCAUUGCCCCAUCCUGUUGACCCUCAAAAAGGAAAUGCCCAAUGGGAUCAAGCCAGUGAAAAGCUCACUAUUACUUUGAAUAUGCAAAGGGAGUUUGAUUUUAUGAAUUUCUGAAUAUAAUUCAUGAUUAUUUUUUCCAAUAAAACAAUCUUGUAUCUCUA